Messenger RNA from Populus trichocarpa (black cottonwood), 993 nucleotides. RefSeq names its product polyubiquitin 11. Bases 182 to 871 code for a protein of 229 amino acids. Gene Ontology annotation, molecular function: protein tag activity; ubiquitin protein ligase binding. Gene Ontology annotation, biological process: modification-dependent protein catabolic process; protein ubiquitination. The record is from RefSeq and is a predicted model, not a curated record. The transcript has a single exon. NCBI's taxonomy places the organism in Eukaryota, Viridiplantae, Streptophyta, Magnoliopsida, Malpighiales, Salicaceae. Gene Ontology annotation, cellular component: nucleus; cytoplasm.
GCCGUCUCAGUUAGGCUUAACAACACGUGGACCAACCCCAUUAGCUCUUUCCAUCACCGCCUCUCCUUUGCCGUAACCACCUGGGCUUCCUUCACUCCUAUAAAACUCGGUCCCCGGACUCUUCUUCUCACACAAUUGCACCCUUACAAAUUCUUCUUUCUUUUUUUUCUAAAGAAAAAACAUGCAGAUCUUCGUGAAAACCCUCACCGGCAAGACCAUCACUCUGGAGGUGGAGAGCAGCGACACCAUCGACAACGUCAAGGCCAAGAUUCAAGACAAGGAAGGCAUCCCACCGGAUCAACAGCGUCUAAUAUUCGCUGGAAAGCAGCUCGAAGAUGGCCGAACUUUGGCCGAUUACAAUAUUCAGAAGGAGAGCACCCUCCAUCUUGUCCUCCGUCUCCGAGGAGGUAUGCAGAUAUUCGUCAAGACCUUGACCGGGAAGACCAUUACUCUCGAGGUCGAGAGCAGCGACACCAUCGACAACGUUAAGGCAAAAAUUCAAGACAAGGAAGGAAUCCCACCAGACCAACAACGUUUGAUCUUCGCUGGGAAACAACUUGAGGAUGGUCGGACUCUAGCUGAUUAUAAUAUUCAGAAGGAGUCGACCCUUCAUCUUGUGCUCAGGCUCCGUGGAGGGAUGCAGAUUUUUGUGAAGACCCUAACCGGAAAGACUAUUACGCUGGAGGUGGAGAGCAGCGACACCAUCGACAACGUCAAGGCGAAGAUUCAGGACAAGGAGGGGAUCCCACCGGACCAGCAAAGGCUGAUCUUUGCUGGGAAGCAGUUGGAGGAUGGAAGGACUUUGGCUGAUUAUAAUAUCCAGAAAGAGUCUACUCUUCACCUUGUCUUACGCCUUCGCGGUGGCAUCUAAGGGUCUCUGGUUCUGCUCAAUGUUUUCUAUUAUGUCAUGUGUGAUUGGCCAUCUAAGGCCUUAAGAAUACUGUUUUUAAGUUUCCUAAUGAUUGAAUAAAAGUCUCAGCAAUUUCUGGUUCA